AAAACAAUAGACGAACGGGCCGAACCAGACGGAAAUCCUAUACGAAAAGCCCAAAAACUUGAGUGAAACAGCAUAAAUUGGGUCAUGUGGCGUUAGUGGGCAAUCCCCCAAAUAGGACACGAUCCUCAGUCCAGAAAGCUGGAAGCAGCCGCAGUGAAAGUGAAACUAGAAGUUGUUUUGAAAAAGUGAAUUCCGCAACACAACUCCAGGAACGAUGCGCAUUUCUUGAUGCUCGUCGGAAGUCAGCAGCAAAUCGAUCGUAGCGACCGUCAAACAAAACAAAAGCAUAAAAAAGGAAAGCAGACCUUGGCCACCGUCCGCCCACUUCCCGGAAGACUAUCGCGCUGGUACGAUGUACUGCUUGCAAUGCCUGAUACCGGUGCUGCUCAUUCCGAAACCCACGAAUCCGGCCCUGAUGCAAACGCACGUCAUGUUUAUCGUGCUCUACCUGAUCGGGUUCUUUCUGGAGCGUAAGCCGUGCACCAUCUGCAGUGUCGUCUUCAUCAUGGCCGUGUUUCUGAUCUGCAACAGUGGCGUAGGGAACUGUUUGUUCUGGGGCAACUGCGAAGGACACACGUGCGAGAAUGGAUAAGUUGGUGCCGGUGACCAAUCCGGCGGAUGGCGCCGUCCUUUCUUCCGUAGUCCCUGAUAGCCUGCUUUGUUCCUGUUUUGUGUUGGAGUGACACCCUUCUUUCCCCUUCUGAGUUACGGCACAGGUUGAAUUGUGAACCACGGAUGAAAACGGCCAAAGAACGGAGCUUGCUGCUGAUGCCGACCACCCGCUUGCCCCGCACACACCAGCGUUACACGCGCUCUUUAAAAGAAUCCUUCUAACCGUUGAAUACCGCCAGUCAAUUUCGUUUUUAAAUUGUUACUACCCGUUUGUUUCGUUACGUUAUCGAUAUCGAUGUUAGCCUGCGUUUUUAACCAUUAGCGUAUAGAGAGAGAGAAAGCGUAGGGCCACGAGGCAUUAUAGAGUUAUGAAUCAGUCGAGAAACGCAAAAGACUGCAGCCGCAGCUGCAACACACAGGCUACUAUGCUCCCCCCCGUGGUUGUGCUUUCGCCGGGACUGAACAAAAAAAGUGAUCAUCAACCCCUCCAGAGCAGUGGAAACGAAUUGCGCAUAUGUAGUAGGCCAAGAGGUGGAUCCCUAUUUAGCGGGGGAGCGGAAUUAAAUUUGCAAUUGAAUCAAACGCUCGUUCGCCGUAAGCCGCCAUCAUCGCAGUGAUGCAAGUUUUACGUCGAUUUACUCAAUCUUAUCCGGCACUAGUGGUUUGGUCUCGAUGAUAUCAAUUAGAGUGCGCAGUUACUGCGUAGCGCUCCGCAGCGUAUCGUUAUCUUGUUCCUUGCUAACCCAAGGCUAAUGGCAAAGAGGGUGCGCCCGCGCAAUAUUCGACCGAAGGCAAUUUUAUGAUCACCAAACAUAUGUACAGAAUUAGACGGAAGCUUAGACCGGAAUACGCUUCUCUAGGAGAGAUGGACUUAACGAAGGAGGGCAGGAUGGUAGAAGAAGGAUCUUGCGAUCGCGGCUACUACGAUCCACAAUCACCGAACGGGCGCAACGGAACGGUGCGGAAGUCGAUCAAUUGCUGUAAAUAGAUAUGAACAUAAUUGUACUAUUUAUUUAUUUUUAAAACAAUACUACAACCAAUACCCCCUCCCCCCUUGCUCCCUCCCGUAGGAUAGAGUGUUAAAACGAAAGUAAUAAAUUGAAAACAAAAU
Molecule: messenger RNA, 1723 nt
Organism: Anopheles aquasalis
Lineage: Eukaryota; Metazoa; Arthropoda; Insecta; Diptera; Culicidae
Gene: bc10
Product: BLCAP apoptosis inducing factor bc10
Source: RefSeq, a predicted model, not a curated record